Lotus japonicus is the source of this 1607-nucleotide messenger RNA. RefSeq names its product protein phosphatase 1 regulatory inhibitor subunit PPP1R7 homolog. The transcript is spliced from 7 exons. Gene Ontology annotation, molecular function: protein binding. Lineage: Eukaryota; Viridiplantae; Streptophyta; Magnoliopsida; Fabales; Fabaceae. The coding region runs from base 233 to 1339 and encodes 368 amino acids. The record is from RefSeq and is a predicted model, not a curated record.
AGGGGCAGCCCAUCCUUGCGGUUAAGGUAAUGGCCAUGGGCAUAUCCAACUCCCAUAGUGUGACAGACGGUGUAUACAAGGCCCAGGAACGAAUUCACCGCCGUAUGGCUCACCGACUAGCAAUUCUGGCUCCGGCUUCUUGCAGGCGAGUUGCAGCCUACAAUCCGAACUUAUGACGAGUUUUUGGAGAAAAAAAAAACUGAGGUUAUUUUCGGAAUUGAAGUAAUAGGAGAUGCUGGGAAAAAGUUUCGCCCUUUCCUCCCAAACGCAAACCAGAAACUGCGACAUUCCUCCCACAUUGUUCGUGCUAGAAAGAACACCACUCUCAUCUAUGGAGGAGAAAGAAGCAGUGGAAAUCGCAUCAUCACCACCACCACCUGAAGCCGAAGACGAUCCUUCAUCGACGCUUCUGGAUCUCACCAGCUACCAGCUUCACGACCUAGACUCGGUCGAGUUACCCCCAAACCUCACCGAGUUAGACCUCACCGCGAAUCGCUUAACCACCCUCGACCCUCGCAUAGCGAACCUCUCCAAUCUCAACAAACUCUCCCUCCGGCAGAAUCUCUUCGCCGACGACGCAAUCCACCCUCUCUCUUCCUGGACCACCCUCUCCUCGCUCCAGGAGCUCGUGCUGCGGGAUAAUCAAUUGAGGAACAUUCCAGAUGUUAGCAUAUUCAAGAAGCUUUUCGUUUUCGAUGUUUCGUUCAACCAAAUCACUUCGCUGCACGGGUUGUCGAAGGUUUCCGAUACGCUGAAGGAACUCUAUGUAUCGAAAAAUGAAGUAGCUAAGAUUGAGGAGAUUGAUCACUUCCAUGAAUUGCAGAUUCUCGAGCUUGGUUCUAACAAAUUACGGGUUAUGGAGAAUUUGGCUAGCCUGGUGAAUUUGCAGGAGCUUUGGCUUGGACGGAAUCGAAUUAAAGCUGUGAACUUGUGUGGUCUGCAAUGCAUUAAGAAGCUUAGUUUGCAAAGCAAUCGUCUCACUUCCAUGACUGGACUUGAGGGUUGUAUAGCUCUGGAAGAACUCUACUUGAGCCAUAAUGGUAUCACAAAAAUGGAAGGUCUGUCAUCUUUAGUCAAUCUCCGUGUUUUAGAUGUGUCAUCAAAUAAGUUAACCUCUGUGGAUGACAUUCAGAAUCUGACGCAGUUAGAAGAUUUGUGGCUUAAUGACAACCAAAUAGACUCACUCGAAGGAUUUGAUGAGGCUGUCGCUGGUUCAACAGAGAAGCUUACCACCAUCUAUCUAGAAAAUAACCCAUGUGCUAAGUUAUCCAACUAUGCCGCCAUCUUAAGGGAAAUCUUCCCCAACAUCCAACAAAUUGAUUCUAAUGUAUUUUCUUAGAAGCUUCUUGGCUUCUGCUUUUCCCAAACAGUAGCUUUGAACCUUCGUCUUUUUGUAUCCAUUUAUUCUGGUUUGAAAGAUUGAUGAUUUGGCUCUGCACACCUAAUGAAGAAAAUAUGCUUAUAAACCAUUGGAAACAUUAUGUGGCCAGACCAUUGGUUACCAGUCGAAUGAAUAUGCUUGUUAUGUGUAUUGUUUUGCAGACAAGAUUUUGUUUUAUUUGUGUCCUUUUUGGCAACCAAUUUUUGAAGUAAGACUUUCGUGCAAA